Drosophila kikkawai is the source of this 3335-nucleotide messenger RNA. Lineage: Eukaryota; Metazoa; Arthropoda; Insecta; Diptera; Drosophilidae. The record is from RefSeq and is a predicted model, not a curated record.
GGCAGCAACGACAGAGCAUCAAGAUCGCCGCGUUCGGAUGAUCAGCGCGAGAUCAGCGACAUGCCGGCCACCAAGAGAUCGCGCUCCGACUCUGCGUCUUGUUUUCUUUUUUUUAUUUUUCUCUUUUUUAUCACUCUGAGCAAUGUAAAAUGUGUGUGACCCUUCUUCAAGUCAAUUACCACGCCCCCAACUCAUGGAAAUCGAAUCGAAAACUGAAAACCGAAUACGAAUACGAAAACCGCACCUAAGGUCGCUUAUAAUUUCUAAUUUUUUAAUGAAAACUAUACACACUUUUUGCCAGAGCUGAGCACACGCACAGGCGGCGGACUCCCCAUCGUGCUGUGUGCCCAGUUCGAUAAUACCCGAGAUAACAGAGCCGACGACCAACAAUCGGAUGUGUCGGUGGAUGUCCUAUUUCGUCCUAUUUACGUAUUAUAUCUACACUGCAUCACAUCUACACAUACACACUAUGUCUUCCACCAAUUGCCUAUUGAUAAGCGUAUAUGUUUUAAUUUGACGGGAGCUUUCUCUUUUUAUUCUUGCAUUUUCCAGCCUCUCUUUAUAAAAAGCCAAAAACACUGACAAAAACCCAAGACCUAAGACCUCCUGCCUAGACGGUAGAAUCGUAGCAACUAUCUGACCCUCCUCGUCCAACAAAUGUAAUGUCUAGCUGCUUAAUGUAUAUCGGGGCAAAGUCGAUGACAGUUAUUGAUCCGAUCCGAAAAAUGGAGCCUACACCCCCCGCCUCGACUCUCUCAAUAUUGAUUAAAAAUUUGUUUUCUUAUUUUUGUUCUUUUUUGUCUUCAUCUUUCUUGCAGGCAGCAGGCAGUUUUUGUCUUUUAGGCGAUUAAGAUUUCAAAACCCUUUCUCGGACUCACAUUUGUCCACAGUUUUUGGAACCAAGAUAAUCGAAAAAUCCAAAAAAAAAAUUUUAAAUUGAAAAAGAAAGCAAAGUCAAACCCGAAAAAUUCCCCAAAAACAGAAACCAAUUGCAUAGAGCUGAUGAACUCAAGCGAACUACUCCGCCCCCCUUCCUCAGUAUGAGAUGCACUAAUCCCUCUUCCCAAUUCUAGGCAAGUCCACGGAUUCGAAAAUUCCCUACCUUUCGCAGCCCCUGUACGACCUGAAGCAGACGGGCGAUGUCAAGUUCGGGCCAGGCACACGCUCCGCCCUGCUGGGCCUCCUCGGCGGCGCUCUGCCCAAGCUCUCAUCGGAGCAGCACGACCUGGUCAGCAAGGCCAAGAAGUAUGCCAUGGAGCAGAGCAUCAAGAUGGUGCUGAUGAAGCAGACCCUGGCCCACCAGCAGCAGCAGCUGGCCACCCAGCGCACCCAGGUGCAGCGCCAGCAGGCACUCGCUUUAAUGUGCAGAGUCUACGUGGGCAGUAUUUCCUUUGAGCUCAAAGAGGACACCAUCCGGGUGGCCUUCACCCCGUUUGGACCCAUCAAGUCCAUCAAUAUGUCGUGGGAUCCCAUCACCCAAAAGCACAAGGGCUUUGCCUUCGUGGAGUACGAAAUACCCGAGGGCGCUCAGUUGGCGCUGGAGCAGAUGAACGGAGCCUUGAUGGGCGGCAGGAACAUCAAGGUGGGACGACCCAGCAACAUGCCACAGGCUCAGCAGGUCAUUGACGAGGUACAGGAGGAGGCCAAGAGCUUUAACCGCAUCUACGUGGCGUCCAUACAUCCGGAUCUGUCCGAGGAGGACAUCAAGAGCGUCUUUGAGGCCUUCGGGCCGAUCCUAUACUGCAAACUGGCCCAGGGCACAUCCCUGCACACGCACAAGGGCUACGGCUUCAUCGAGUAUGCCAACAAGCAGGCCAUGGACGAGGCCAUAGCCAGCAUGAAUCUCUUUGAUUUGGGCGGACAGCUAUUGCGAGUUGGUCGCUCCAUUACGCCGCCAAACGCCCUGGCCUGUCCCACAACAAACUCCACAAUGCCCACAGCCGCUGCGGUGGCUGCUGCAGCGGCCACAGCCAAGAUCCAGGCCUUGGAUGCGGUGGCCAGCAAUGCGGUGCUGGGUCUGUCGCAGAACACACCCGCCCUGGCAGCCGGAGCGGUGGUCACCAAGGUGGGUGCUAUGCCAGUAGUUUCGGCUGCCACAUCAGCGGCUGCCCUGCAUCCCGCGCUGGCCGUUCAGGCAGCUCCAGCGGCGGCCCUCCUGCCGCCGGGCAUUUUCCAGGCACCCUCCGCCGUGGCACCCAGCUUGCUGGGAGUGCCCGCCGGCCUGCAGCCUCUCCAGGCGGUGGCACCCACUCUCCCGCCACCCGCUCUGCUUGCCACACCCACGCUGCCCAUGACUGCAGUGGCUGGCGGCGGGGUUGGAGCAGUCGGCAUUCUGCCCACAUCAGUGGCCGCUUUGGCCGCCACGGCGGAGGUCAGCAAUGGGGCCACGGCCGCAGCUCUCUCGGCAGCUGCCAACAAUGCCGCCGUGACAGCGGCCAGUCUCUCGGAGAACAUCAAGAAGGCGCACGAGAAGCAGCAGGAGGAGCUGCAGAAGAAGCUGAUGGACGAGGGCGAUGUGCAGACACUGCAGCAGCAGGAGACCAUGUCCAUCAAGGGUCAGAGUGCCCGCCAGCUGGUGAUGCAGCGUCUGAUGCGGCCCCAAGACUCGAGGGUGAUCAUCCUGCGGAACAUGGUGGGUCCCGAGGACGUGGACGAGACCCUGCAGGAGGAGAUCCAGGAGGAGUGCAGCAAAUUCGGCACCGUCAGCCGGGUGAUCAUCUUCAAUGAGAAGCAAACGGAGAACGAGGACGACGACGAGGCGGAGAUCAUUGUAAAGAUAUUCGUCGAGUUCUCGGCCGGCGCGGAGGCCCUGCGCGGCAAGGAGGCGCUCCACGGCCGGUUCUUUGGCGGCCGAAGGGUGGUGGCCGAGCUCUACGACCAGGGCAUCUUCGAUCAGGGCGAUCUGUCCGGCUAGAUGGAAGGAGGAGGAUGAGAAUGAGAAAGAAGUCCCGACCCGAGUUCUGUUCUUUUUUACAUAGCACCUAAAGCGAUGAGAAAUCGAUGCACUUUUAUUUAUUAACGCCAGUCCGCAAGCGAGAGACGAACGUUGGCAGCCAGACUACGAUAAAGAUUAUGAUUACGCUGAGAUGAUUGAUGAUGAUUACUCUGCAACGCAGUGAUUUAGAUUUAAAGUGAGUGUGGAGAUCCCUGGGCCCGUAAGGCGGGGGAUUCUUCCAGUGUUUUGAUUUUGUAUUACUUCAUCCCCUGAGACAACACGGAAAUAAUAAUACACUAAGAAAAAACAAGGCCCCAAGCAAUGGAAAGCUAACUGUAUAUUUUACCUUUGAUUAAUUUCAGCGCUUAAAUUACACAAUAAAUAAUAGUUUCCCGAUUAA